Messenger RNA from Ciona intestinalis (vase tunicate), 1962 nucleotides. The record is from RefSeq and is a predicted model, not a curated record. Lineage: Eukaryota; Metazoa; Chordata; Ascidiacea; Phlebobranchia; Cionidae.
UAUACAUACUUUGCCAACGAUGUUAGUGUACGCGAAGAAGAACCAUCUAUAGACGUAUAUUACUGCAGUUACGGCGAUGGUCCAUUUACAUAUUUAUGCAGUUAGCGUACAGACGCCAACAGAUUGCUGUGAGUAUAGCGGCAUGUACGGAGAAAGUUUUACAUCGGUCGCAGUAGUUAAGAUUUUAAGGACAUUUAAAUACUUCACGGUCUUGUUUUGCUUGGAGAAGAAUGAGUUGGAGUUUGAGGUUAAAUGCGAUAAAAUGUUCGCAGUAAAUCCUGGUGCUAUUUAUUACAUACCGCGUUUGCUCAAUACAUUAUUAAGUGGCAGAUAAACCACGCAUCGCGUGCCGUGCGAUGUGCUGUUCGAAGUAAAGGGUUGUAAUUGUGAAAACGCAGCAAAUGGCCUACACAGUUCUUUGAAAAAGUACAGCCAAAAGUUAAAAAUAAUAGAUGUAUUCUCAUAGCGGUUAUAUCGUUCCCGAAGUUACCAAAUAAUUCGUUUUUAGCAGCAACACAGCAUGUUGUUUUUGUGCAGCUUGGGAAGUAGAAAGAGUAAUUCCCUUACGUAAAGUAGGUAGAAGCGGGCGUCACACCUGACUUAACUGAACUGUAUCGCAAAAUGGUUUGUCGUUGGCAGGCGAAGCAUAGUAAGGUGCCUAAGUGUCUUUUUAACUGACCGCAGGGCAAGAGAAAUGAAAAUUAUAGUGGCAGGCAUGCCUAAGACCGGGACCAAGUCCAUGGCGCACGCUCUGCGGCUACUGGGAUACAAUGUUUAGGACUUCAUGGAAAACUACGAGUUCUGCCACGACGAGUGGUUAAAAAUAGCAAGCGUAGGCGGUUCCACUGAAGACUUUCGGUCCAUGUACGAAACUGUGGACGCGGUAACAGAUCUACCGUCCGCGUUUUUAUGGGAGGAGAUUUUGAAAGCGUUUCCUGAUUCAAAGAUCAUACUAACAAUCCGAGACAAUGAGGAUGUUUGGUGGAACAGUGCCCUGAAACAGGCGAAGCAACUGGACAACCCUGUAUACUCAUUCACUAGAAUGUUUUCGCCAACUGCUAGAAGGAUUUUCUCCUACGGCGAGACAGUAGCAAUGCUUGGAUUUGGCGUCAAGAACGACGGCUCCAUUUUCUUUGGCCGCAGGAAUUUAAAUGAGUUAAUAUCGAAGAUGGCUUACAGGAGACAUAACGCUUAUGUUUUGCAGAAUGCACCAAAAGACAAGCUACUUAUAUUCAAUGUAAAAGAAGGCUGGGAACCUCUUUGUAAAUUCUUGGGACUCAAAAUCCCUCAAGGAAUAUUUCCAUGGAAAAACGCGAACAGUGGAGUAGUCGACAAAAUGAAACAAGAGGGACAAGGAACAGUGUUAAAAAUUGAACGUGAAAUUAAGAUUUCUCUAUCGUGCAUCGCCUUAGCAAUAUCUGUACUACUGUACGCGUUUUAUGUCUGGUAAAGCGACAGACAAUUUUCCCAGCACUUAACUUUUGUUAUUAGAGAUGUAUAAAAGGGUGGGAAAAGAUGGGACACCUUUAGCGUAUAAUAUCCAGCUAUCCGUCGCAUUUUAAACAAUUUACAACGGACUAUGGAAGUCGCGAGGAUAUGAUUUUAUAAUUCUUUGAAUUUUCUUUGUUUACUAUCAAAUAAGGCGAGAAAAUAGAAUCAAAAGGUGUCCCAUCUUUCCGUACCCUUAUAAAGCAAUUUUGAAAGCAAAAAUUUUAUAGCCCAUUAGAAAUGUACAGGUGAACAUACCCUAUAAUAUAUGUAUUAUACUAUACAGAAUAAAAUAGUAUUUCUACCGCCGAAAUCUAUAAAAAAGUAAGUACUUUGGUUCAGUAAGUUUCCUUACACUCCUAUAACUUUUCCUAUAUGCUACACUUUACUCGAAAUGUUGCUAAAAGCAUGACUUUAAUCAAAUAUAAAAAUACAAAAGCAACAAUUAAGAUAAUAAAAUACGCUAUUCUAAUA